GCGGGUUCAGUGGGUUCAUUGGGUUCAUUCUUGCCAGCUCGGAUCUGAUCGCCGCCGUUAACGAGCCGCUGCGGCGCGGACAGCGGGCGGAUGAUGGAGCGGGUGCAGAGCGGACACGGACGCACGCUUCAGCUUCCCUUCCGCGGGCAGAAGUGAGCGCAUGAGUCCGAGAAAGAAGCCAUUUGCAGGUGAACGUGAGCCCCGCGCGCGCAGCAGCUGGAAUGGAGAAGCCGCUUUGUUCUGCGGUCUGACGGCGGAACCCGAACCAUGAUGGCCGAUGGAUUCUGCAGGGGCUCGGACAGGAGCAGGGCCAAGCCCCCGGCUGAGCCUCUACCCAGGCAGGGCUACCCCGGGCCGUUCAUGCCGGCUGCGGCGCAGCAGCAGCAGGGGACCGACAUCCAGGAGCUGGCCUCCAAGCGCGUCGACAUCCAGAAGAAGCGCUUCUACCUGGACGUGAAGCAGAGCGUGCGCGGCCGCUUCCUGAAGAUAGCCGAGGUGUGGAUCGGGAGAGGCCGCCACGACAACGUGAGGAAGAGCAAGCUGACGCUGUCCAUGUCCACGGCCCCCGCGCUGCGCUACUGUCUGGGAGACUUCAUCGACUAUUACGCGCGCAUCGGGCUGCGCGGGCUGGCGGAGGAGCACGGGGAGCGCCGGCGGAAGGCGCCGGAGCAGCCCGCGGCGCUGUCCCCCGAGGGCUCCGCGGGCUCCGACGACCACGGACACCGCGUCCUGAAGAGCGAGCUGAUCGAGAGGGACAACAGGAAGUACUUUCUGGACCUGAAGGAGAACCAGCGGGGCCGCUUCCUGCGCAUCCGGCAGACCGUGGGCCGCGGCCACGGAACCAUGGGCUACUACGGCCAGGGCAUCGAGCAGACCAUCGUGCUGCCCGCGCAGGGCCUCAUCGAGUUCAGGGACGCGCUGUCGCAGCUCAUCGAAGACUUCGGCGGCGAGGAGGCGGACGAGCACGGCCGCGCGUCCUCCCGCAGCCGCGCGCACAGCCCUGAGCUCCCGGAGGCAGCGUCCUUCCGCGUGGACAACAAGAGGUUCUACUUCGACGUGGGCUCGAACCGCUACGGCGUGUUCCUGAAAAUCAGCGAGGUGCGACAGCCUUACCGGAACACCAUCACGGUUCCGCUGAAGGCCUGGGCUCGGUUCGGAGAGAACUUCAUCCGCUACGAGGAGGAGAUGCGCCGCAUCUUCUCCUGCAGCAAGGAGGGGGGAGCGGAGGGCCGGCGGGACAGCGCGGAGCACGAGGACUGACGUCAGGCGCGGGCCGCGCGCGCCGCCGCCACAUGCCUUUGCUCCAGAACCGUCCAGGUCCAACCUGCCAAGAAUCACCAUCCGUCCACGGCCUUAACCCUCCGCCCCCUCCAGCUGCUCCAGGUGGGGCUCUGUAAGCCACGCCCCCUCUUUACUUCCUGAACAGAACUUGUGAACUCUAGUCGCGGUUGUCAGUUUUCCUGAAGAAAAAAAAGUUCUGAUGUAAAAGAAGAGAAUCCCAAAAUGAUGAUCCACUCUGAGAGUUUGAAUGGGGGGUUGUGAACCCCUCCCUGGUGUGAGCAUGGGCUGAUUGAACACUGAGGGCAACAACACCUGAGCUGUUACUGUUACUGUGAGGGAGGAAGCAUCACUCAUCGUUCUGGAGUGUUUCUGUUUGUCCU
Oryzias melastigma (Indian medaka) is the source of this 1661-nucleotide messenger RNA. RefSeq names its product purine-rich element binding protein G (gene purg). Gene Ontology annotation, cellular component: nucleus. The transcript has a single exon. Gene Ontology annotation, molecular function: RNA polymerase II transcription regulatory region sequence-specific DNA binding; purine-rich negative regulatory element binding; DNA-binding transcription factor activity, RNA polymerase II-specific. The record is from RefSeq and is a predicted model, not a curated record. NCBI's taxonomy places the organism in Eukaryota, Metazoa, Chordata, Actinopteri, Beloniformes, Adrianichthyidae. Bases 268 to 1260 code for a protein of 330 amino acids. Gene Ontology annotation, biological process: regulation of transcription by RNA polymerase II.